UUUCUCUCAUAAACUUAGCAGGCCCUGCCAACGAUCUCAGCCUCGGACUUUGGGUAUACCAUAGGCAGCUUGUCGACGUCUGCGCAACGUGAUAUGCGAGGAAGAGCUAGAAUCGGAGGCUGAGGCGAAAAAAGCUGGACCGACGAUGCAUUGGGCGAUAUACGGAUUUGGACAUCGAGGAUUAUAUCGCAGACGACUCACUGGAGACUUGAAGGAUUGAGAACGCGUGCACAGAAGGAUUGACCUUCCACCCUCAACAUGACGUUUGGCUUCUCGAGUCGGGAGCGCAAGCACAAGAAACUUCCAAAACCUGCUGCACAGCCGUACGCCCAUGCGACGCUGGGCUCGCAGUCGACUGUGCACACACAGCAGAGCCACGAGAUUCCCUAUCCGCCGCAUCAGCCGAGUGGAUACUUCACGAAUCCUCCGCCGCAUUUCAACUAUGCUGUGAGCCCUCCGCCGUCUGCCCGGCAUAUCUCGCCACCGCAACAGCACCAUCCAGUUUAUGGAGCAAGGCCGCAGAUGCCACAGCAAUUCUAUCAGUCUUAUCCUGCCUCGCCGCCUUGUCAACCAGCGCAGCCUCACUGUGUUGAACCCACAGCUAGCUCCGCCACACACUCCCCCCCACGGAAUGAUCGUGGAUUGAAGAGCCACUGGGACCGAGCUGGACGUCUGGCGUCGAGGUCGUACCAGGAUCUGACAGCUCAAGUCUCUUCAGGCGCACAAAAAAGCGUAGACCUCGCCAACAAAAGUGUCGCCGUGACAAUGACGACCUUCGUUGAGCGGCCUACCACACUAGUCACGAAGAAAAGUGUGCAGAUGAUCAACCAAAGUGCGGCUCUCUGCGAUCGUUUGAAUUCCAAGUUGGAUGCCGUCAUCACUAGCAUUGACGAAGGCAUGUUCAGCGGCAAAGAGCAGGAUCUCAUGGUCGAGGACGACGAGAUGCCGUACGCAUCUACUUCGACACUACAGCCCGGCACUGCGCUCGACCGAUCUGCAGCUUCGGCUGUAUAUCCCAGCCAGAAAAAUGCAAAAAGCUCAAACAUGUUCUCAAAAGUCUGGCUAUACUCGAAUUCGCGGUUACCUCCACACCUUCCACCCUUUAAGGUCUACAUGCCAACCUAUCCGCUACUCUGCCUCGCCGCCGCAUACUCAGAGCGCGUCUACACUCCUUCAACUCUCCCAAACACCGAAUCCGAGACCCACAUCCCCGCAGACUGGCGCUCAGGCACAAAAGCCAUGAUCCUCAAGUCGCUCCCCCGCGACGACAUGAACACCGUCGUCUUUGCCAUCCGCGGCUCGCAAACCUUCAUGGACUGGGCCGUGAACUACAAGUCCGCGCCGUCCAGCCCCGACGGCUUCCUCGACGACCCCGGCAAUCUCUGCCACGCAGGAUUCCUUUACGUUGCGCGGAAGAUGGUCGCGCCGGUGGCCGAGCGUCUCCGCGUCCUCCUGCAGGACAAUCCCGCGCGGUCGAAUUGUAGUCUCCUCAUCACGGGCCACUCGGCUGGUGGUGCCGUCGCCGCGCUGCUAUUUGCACACAUGAUGAGCACGACGGUGACGUCGGAGCUGAGCUACCUUACGGGCUUUUUCAAGCGCGUGCACUGCGUGACGUUCGGCGCGCCGCCGAUCAGCCUGCUCCCGCUCAAACCCAGCACCGACAAGCGGCACCGCAAGAGUUUGUUCUACAGCUUCAUCAACGAGGGGGACCCCGUGCCGCGCGCAGACAAGGCGGUCGUUAAGAGCUUGGUCAAGCUGUGGAGUAGCCCCCCGCCAUGCACAAAAAAUACAUCCACUCUAGCCAGCAUGUCGAAGCUCAACAUCUCUUCUUCCUCGAAUAAUCUCGCAAAGCCCAGUCCUGGGCGCAAAGUAGCCAAGACGAAGCCCUCAAAAGCAUCGCUGCCUGCGACAUCGCUCGCUCCUACAACUGCAACCUCCCCGCCGUGGCCCGUGGUGCCCUGCACGCUGAGCAAUGCGGGGCGGCUGAUUGUGCUGCGGGAGAAGGUGGAGGGCUCUGUGGGACAAGAGGAGGACAUCGAGGCUGUUACGGUGAACGACGAGAUGUUGAGGGCGGUGGUGUAUGGGGAUCCGGUGAAGCAUCAGAUGAGCCUGUAUAAGCGGCGGGUCGAGUGUAUUGCUACGAGGGCGGUCACGGGGGGUGGGUACUGACGUUGGUUUUGCUGGCAGACUUGCCUCUGGGGACUCGUGCAAGGAACUAAGUCAGCAUUGCGGUUGCAAGCACUGGGGCUCUUGAGGAUUUAUACAUACC
This is a messenger RNA of Paraphaeosphaeria sporulosa, 2269 nucleotides long. Its product is annotated as alpha/beta-hydrolase. Lineage: Eukaryota; Fungi; Ascomycota; Dothideomycetes; Pleosporales; Didymosphaeriaceae. The transcript has a single exon. Bases 259 to 2169 code for a protein of 636 amino acids. The record is from RefSeq and is a predicted model, not a curated record. Gene Ontology annotation, biological process: lipid metabolic process.